AUGACGGUCACUUAUGUACCCUCAGAGAAGGCGACGCCGCGCCCGCGAUUCAGGCCGGCGGUUAUUAUGCAUGGCGGUGCGGGGAAUAUUGAACGCUCACGAAUCCCGCCAGAGUUGUACGAAAAAUACCGUGCCUCGCUCUUGAAAUACCUUCGCUCUACUCUUGCCUUGCUCAAUGGCGAGCAAGGAGAAAGCGGAGAUGGCAAUGAUGGCUCCCCAGGCUCUGCUCUUGACGCCGCAGUUCAUGCCGUUUCGCUAAUGGAAGAUGAUGAGAUAUUCAACUGCGGUAGGGGCAGUGUGUUCACAACUACUGGAACCCAUGAGAUGGAAGCAUCUGUUAUGGUCUGUUCACUGCUGCCAGAAUCACAAGGAUCCGCAGACGUGAAACGGGCGCAAGUUAAGCGUGGUGCCGGCGUGAUGAUGAUCAAAAACGUUCGACACCCAGUGCAGUUGGCUAGGGAAGUGCUACUACGAGAUGGCGAGGAUGACGCCGGAAAGCAUGGAGGAAGCAUGCAUUCCCACCUCUGCGGGCCGUACGUAGAAGCUCUCGCGAAAGAAUGGGGCCUAGAAUUCAAACCAGACGAAUGGUUCUUCACCCAAAAACGUUGGGAUGAACAUAUAAGAGGGCUCGGCAAAGGGGCGACAAUCGACCAUGAUGGCGCUCCUGAGUCUAUCCAAGAGAUCAACAAAUAUCUCAGCCAGGGAACGGUCGGUUGCGUAUGUCUAGAUCAAUGGGGGAAUAUAGCCGCUGCCACAAGCACUGGCGGCCUGACGAACAAGUUACCCGGCAGGAUUGGUGAUACACCUACUCUCGGUGCUGGAUUCUGGGCUGAGUCCUGGGAUGCGCCUGACUCUUCGUCUCGACGGGCUCUCGGAAUGUCUGGUACGGGGAACGGUGACUCGUUCGUCCGUGUGGCCGCUGCUCACUCGGCUGCCUCGUUGGUGAAACUGGGCACAAAAGUAUCACUGGCUGAUGCUGUCACUGCCAUCGCCGGACCGGGUGGAGAACUUCAACGUUCUGCGGGUCCCCGAUGGGGGAAAACAGGUGAGGGAUCAGGCGGAAUCAUUGGCAUCGAGGCUGAAGUACCGAGCAACGCGGAAGACGGUCAAAAUGAGGGCCUGCUCAAGGGGAAGGUGGUGUUUGACUUCAACGGUGGAGGUAUGAUUCGCGCUUGGACGGAGGAGGACGCCGACGGCGUGUUGAGAGAGAGAAUGAUGGUGUUUAGAGAUGAGUACUACAACUAG
Messenger RNA from Arthroderma uncinatum, 1245 nucleotides. RefSeq names its product aspartylglucosaminidase family protein. The record is from RefSeq and is a predicted model, not a curated record. Gene Ontology annotation, molecular function: hydrolase activity. The transcript has a single exon. NCBI's taxonomy places the organism in Eukaryota, Fungi, Ascomycota, Eurotiomycetes, Onygenales, Arthrodermataceae. Bases 1 to 1245 code for a protein of 414 amino acids.